GGAACUCUACUUCCGUUUAACAAGAAUAAAACCUUACAGAGUGCUGAGUAAUUUUAAUUGAAAUUUCUGAGAAAGCCUAAAACAAAAAUGAACUCUUCUGAAGUAGCUCGUAAAGUUUGGGAAAUGGAAAAUAACGUGGAAAAUAUUGCAUCGCUGGACGAUCUAUACCGAUAUAGUGACGAUCAACAGAAAGAAUUGUUGCAGGCAAAACCUUGGGAAAAGGACCCAUCGUACUUCACACAUAUUAAAAUUUCUGCUUUGGCGCUUUUGAAAAUGGUUAUGCAUGCUCGAUCAGGUGGUAAUUUAGAAGUUAUGGGUAUCAUGUUAGGCAAAGUUGACGGAAAUACGAUGAUUGUUAUGGAUGCCUUUGCGCUACCUGUCGAAGGUACUGAGACGAGAGUUAAUGCUCAAGCCCAAGCUUACGAAUAUAUGACUGCUUAUAUUGACAAUGCAAAACCAGUAAAAAGAUUAGAAAAUGCCAUUGGAUGGUAUCAUAGCCAUCCAGGAUACGGUUGCUGGUUAUCUGGCAUUGAUGUUAGUACUCAGAUGUUGAAUCAACAAUACCAAGAACCAUUCGUUGCUAUUGUGGUUGAUCCAACUAGAACUAUUUCUUCAGGAAAAGUUAAUUUAGGGGCUUUCAGAACUUAUCCAAAGACUUAUAAGCCUCGUGACGAAGAACAAUCUGAAUAUCAAUCAAUUCCGUUAAAUAAAAUUGAAGAUUUUGGUGUUCAUUGCAAACAGUCAGUUAAUAAUGAAUUUCAGCUAUUAGAUCUUUUAUCAAAAUUUUCAAUUCUCUUACAGAAUGCUGAUUAUGCGACCGGGCAAAUCUUCGAUUUAGCAGAAAAAUUAGAACAAUCAGAUAUUCAACUGGGAAGAAGUGGCGUAGGAACAGCCCUUGACGCUCACGACAAAAGAACCGAAGAAAAGAUCGCUAAAGCUACAAAGGAUGGAUGCAAGCAGACAAUAGAGGCUAUUCAUGGUCUUAUGUCCCAAGUCAUAAAAAACAAGCUAUUUAAUGAAGUUUCUACGAACUGA
Molecule: messenger RNA, 1035 nt
Organism: Dimorphilus gyrociliatus
Lineage: Eukaryota; Metazoa; Annelida; Polychaeta; Dinophilidae
Source: the annotation of a GenBank genome assembly